Gossypium raimondii (Peruvian cotton) is the source of this 920-nucleotide messenger RNA. RefSeq lists its product as uncharacterized. The coding region runs from base 337 to 729 and encodes 130 amino acids. Lineage: Eukaryota; Viridiplantae; Streptophyta; Magnoliopsida; Malvales; Malvaceae. The transcript has a single exon. The record is from RefSeq and is a predicted model, not a curated record.
UCAUUAUUGUUAUACGAAGAUUAAGAUAAUCCUUCAUUUGUCCUUGUACUCGUUUUCCCUUGUUCGGCGUUUGUACAUUGAUUACAUUUAAGGUGAAUGAAUUCAUUUGCUAUCGAGGCAACUCGAUUCAAGGAUUUUAAGCUUUGAUUUGUUGAAGAAUUUUGGUAUUGGUCUGAAUCGGGAAAGAAACUAAACACGAAGGGAGCUUCCUUUUUCUUUUUCAGUUGCCAAAAGGGAAGAAGCUUGGUCCUUUGCCUAUUAAUAUUCUUACGAAUUCCGUUUGCAGGCAACCCAUUUCUCCGUUUUCGUGUUUUAGAGCAUUCGAAUCAAUCGAACAUGGCGAUGUUGUUUUGUGAAUAUGCAUUGUCGUUGCUGUUGUUGUUGCUGCUGCUGCUCGUUCCUUUCUCCUAUUCCUUCACUCUUGGACAGCAACAGCGAUUUUCGGCCAUACGUUUGCCUUCCGAGGUCGAUCCAUGCACCAGUUCCCCUCGGCCUAAUUUCUGCCCUGCUAACUGCUUCAUGGCAGACCCUGUUUGCGGUGACAACGGUGUUACGUACUGGUGCGGGUGUGCCGAUGCUUAUUGCGCGGGGACUAAAGUUGCCAGGAUAGGAUUUUGCGAGUCAGGUAACAAAGGUGGAAAUGGAUCUCUUACUGUGCAAGCACUGCUUUUGGUGCACAUAGUUUGGCUCAUCGUUCUGGGUUUUACUGUUUUGUUGGGCCUUAUAUGAAUAUUUGGUUUUUUUUCACCCUCAACAAAGAACAAUGAGGGCUCUUUUUAAUUUGAACUUUUAGUGGUAAUUCAUACAGAAGCAUAUAUGUAAGCAUUGAUUUAAGUGAGCAAGCAUUAGGCUUUUCAUUUUCCUGACAUUUUGCCCAGUUUAUUUAUUUUUCCUAUUGCAUUUGAAUCUCUGAAGAAAUG